Messenger RNA from Ceutorhynchus assimilis (cabbage seed weevil), 908 nucleotides. The record is from the annotation of a GenBank genome assembly. NCBI's taxonomy places the organism in Eukaryota, Metazoa, Arthropoda, Insecta, Coleoptera, Curculionidae.
AGGAAGCUUCGUCUCAAUUUUUGCAACUGGCAACAACGGUUUCUACGAAAUGUCUAUUGUUAUUUUCACUAAGUUGUCAUUGUUAAUAUAUGGUCCUAUGCGCAAAAGGUCAGAUAGCUCUAGAAAUAGUCGUUUUUCGUGUGAAAUUUUUGCGCAAAAUUAUGGCGACCAAGUAUACUGAGACGGAAAACAUGUUCCUAGUCCAGAUGAUAGCUCAGCACAGGGUAAUAGCAGAAAAUAAAAAAACAGACGCUGUAUCACUGAAGGAGAAACAGGCUGCUUGGAAUAAAAUUCAAUGUUCCUAUUGUAGUCCGAGCUUUCCAACUAAAAGCGUGAAAGAGUUAAAAAAGUGUUGGGACAAUAUAAAAAAGAAAAAAAGGCAGCAGAAUACAUUAGCCCGACAAAAUAGGUUGUUAACGGGAGGGGGUUCUCCUAAGGAGGUCACUUCUGAUCCUGUUACGGAUUUUCCGGGGAGUGCUUUUCGAGCAAUAGAUGUUGAAUUGAGGAACGACUGGGACAGCACAGCUGCUUUCGAAAAAAAAAAUUUGUCAUUCCCGUUAGCUACAAAGGGCAAUGAUGCAGUGAUGGAUAACCGAACCUCACUGUCCCCACUGAAUGAUGAAAGCAGCCACUGUGCACCGCUACCAUGUCAGCCUUCAACGAGUGCAUCUAUGGAGGCUGUGCCUGAACAGCUCACUCCAGCACCUGUUGUUCAAAAAGCACUCCAUCUGUCCAACAGGCGAAUGCUAUCCAAGCGCACAUGUAGCUGUAACGACGAGCUAAUUCAGCUGCAAAUUAAAAAAGUGAAAGACGGCAUUGACCAACAACGGGAGUUGCACGAAAAGCGGAUGGAAGCAGCGAAUGCUGAAGCCAGACUAGCUAUGGUUCGUUUGCGGAAGAAGAGCUGA